AUGUUGGCAAUGGUAAAGGGAUCUCGUGGUGACCUUAAGAGGCUAUUUUAUGUGUUAAACUUGGUGGUUACCUCCUUUUGUUUUAUUCAUGUUGCUGAUGGCAAAGAGAUCUAUGAUGACCUUAAGUGGUGUUUACCUCCUUUUGUUUUAUUCAUGUUGACGAUGGCAAAGAGAUCUUAUGCUGACCUUAAGAGACUAGUUUAUGUGUUAAACUUGGUGGUUACCUCUUUUUGUUUUAUUCAUGUUGGUGAUGUCAACGGGAUCUAUGAUGACCUUAAGCAACUAUUUUAUGUGUUAAAAGUGGUGUUUAUCUCUCUUUGUUUUAUUCAUGUUGGUCAUGUCAAAGAGAUCUCGUGGUGA
Molecule: messenger RNA, 360 nt
Organism: Halteromyces radiatus
Lineage: Eukaryota; Fungi; Mucoromycota; Mucoromycetes; Mucorales; Cunninghamellaceae
Exons: 5
Coding region: 1-360 (119 amino acids)
Source: RefSeq, a predicted model, not a curated record